Messenger RNA from Amborella trichopoda, 937 nucleotides. RefSeq names its product GCN5-related N-acetyltransferase 8. The record is from RefSeq and is a predicted model, not a curated record. Gene Ontology annotation, molecular function: N-acetyltransferase activity. Lineage: Eukaryota; Viridiplantae; Streptophyta; Magnoliopsida; Amborellales; Amborellaceae.
GGGUCCUUUCUGGUGUUUAACCCUACUCUAUAAAAUACCUCUGGAAUAGAGAGGAAGAACUCCAACUCAUCCAUGGCCUCCACGUCUUCGCCGGAAAACCUCAUCCAAUCGGCCGGAGAACCCACUGGGAAAAGCAGCGUCGCCGGGAUCCGCCUUGGCGUCCCAGAGGAUGUGCCCCACCUCCUGAAACUUAUCCACCAAAUGGCUGUCUUUGAGCGCCUAACCCACCUGUUCCAAGCAACAGAGCACUCUCUCUCGUCAACUCUCUUCUCCUCUCCUCCAUUUCAGGGCACCACAGUAUUCAUUCUUGAGAUUUUGACUGAUUUUCCACGAAACCCAUGUGACGACAAGCAGUCUUUCAAGCCAAUUUUCAAGCAGCUGAUUUUCGAUCCACCUGUGGAAGAUACAGAGGCCAAAACCUUUGCUUCCUCACGAAAUGGAGAUGGAGUGGUAGCCGGUUUCGUGCUGUUUUUUCAGAACUAUUCGACUUUUAUGGCGAAAUCCGGGUUCUAUAUCGAGGAUUUGUUUGUGAGAGAGUGUUACAGGAGGAGAGGGCUUGGAAGAAUGUUAAUGGAGAGUGUUGCUGGGCAAGCUGUUAAGAUGGGGCUUGGAAGAGUGGAGUGGUGUGUUUUGGAUUGGAAUGUGAAUGCAAUCAAGUUUUAUGAGGAGAUGGGGGCUGAAGUUAUGCAGCAAUGGAGGAUUUGCAGGUUGAGUGGAGAGUCCUUGGAGGCUUACAAGGAGAAGGGUAAUGGUAAGGGAGAUGAUCAGGCUGUUUAGAGGGUCUCUCUCUACAGUUUGGUCAGGUUUUUCUCUCCCCAAGUUUUUGUGCUCUCUCUCUCUACGUUUUGUGGUGGUCUCAUUCUCCUUUUUUGUAGUCUCUCUAUCUAGAACUCUUUUCUUUUGAAUAAAAUCACCAUACUGCAUGCCUCUUUCUUCU